CCCAGGGGACGUGGAGCUGAGGACGGAGCAUCGCGCAGCAGCUGCUGUUGGGGGGUGUUUCUGCUUGACGUUGGGACCAGGCGCCGGAGACUGAACAAGAUGACCACACCCAGCGCCCCACCCACCUACGAGGAGGCAAUCGACCCCUUAUACCCUCCCCCACAUGGGGCAGGACACCCCAUGUCGGGACCCUACCCUCCAGGACAUGGUCCCGCCUACCCUCCUGGGGAGACCCCCCCUUACCCUCCUGUGGGGAACACUGGCUACCCGUCAAUGUUCCCCCAGCCGGGGCCUCCCAUGGGUCCCCCCAUGAUGCCGACUCUGCCCCUGAACCCCACCUGGCCUGGAGGCAGUUCAGGGCCCUAUGGGAGCUCCACCCCCAACCCAGAGGCGGGUAACGAGGGCUUCACGGCCAGCUCCUGGGAUGACCACAAGGUCCGGCACGCGUUCAUCCGCAAGGUGUACAUGAUCCUCACAGCCCAGCUGUUUGUGACCUUCGGGAUUGUGGCCAUAUUCACGUUCAGUGAACCUGUCCAGCGCUUCGUUCGGACAAACUCAGCGGUUUACUGGGCAGCCUAUGCCGUGUUCUUCGUGGUCUACAUUUUCCUGGCCUGCUGUGAGGGGCCCAGGAGGAAGUUUCCCUGGAACGUGAUCCUUCUGGCUGUUUUUACGUUGGCCAUGUCGUACAUGACUGGGACAAUUGCCAGCUACUACAGCACCAAGUCUGUGUUCCUCUGCCUUGGAAUCACCGCCCUUGUGUGUCUUGGGGUCACCAUCUUCUGCUUCCAAACAAAGGUGGAUUUCACAUCGUGCGGGGGCCUGUUCUGUGCCCUGGGAAUUGGCCUUGUCUCUGGGAUUGUGGUCACCAUCGUUCUCUCCUUCAAAUAUAUUCCGUGGCUCCACAUGGUCUACUCUGCGAUUGCAGCCAUCGUCUUUACCCUGUUCUUGGCAUUUGACACCCAGCUGAUCCUGGGGAACAGGCGGCACUCGAAGCCAGAGGAGUACGUGUACGGUGCACUUCGACUCUACACUGACAUUGUGCAGAUCUUCAUCUACCUCCUGCAGCUCUUCGGCUCCAGAUAAUGGCGGAGGGGAGGGGAGGGGGAGGGCUGCCAUCCAUCCGUCUCUCCUGGAAACUCUUCACCUCUCCUUGUGUAAAAUAAUCCUCUGCUUCUUGGGGUUAGGUUAAGCUAUCGGACUUGUCGCUGCAGCUCUUGGUGUUGUGGGAAAGGUGUUCCACCCCUCUCCCACCCACCCUCCAACACUGUAAAUAGGAGAAAGUACUGGAAACAACUCAGCAGGUCGGGCAGCUUCUCCACAGAAAGAAACACAGAGUUAACAUUUCAGUUCAGUGAGUUUCACUCCGCCACCAGCAUCUCCCAUCCUUCCUUGCCAACUCAAUGCUGGUCCUGCACUCGUUCAGAACUGUUGAGUGUCUCACCUGAACUUUAACUGUUUUCCUUCUCCACAGACGCUGCCUUGCCUUCUGAGUAUUUCCGGCAUUUUCUGUUUUUAAUCUCUGAUUUCCAGCAUUCACAGAAUUUUGUAACAUGAGGGACGGUUUGACCCUGACUGUCUCGUUGUUACAUGCCUGUUCUCCUCCCGCGGUCUCUCCGGCUGCCGCUGGGACAACCAUUGGGGGGGGGGAGAGCAUCACAGUCACAGAAAGCGUCAUCUAUCACCUCUCCAGACCCCCGCGUGUGCGGCAAGUCCCAGGCACGGCCUUCGUUCUGGUGACAGGAGGUGCAGUGAACGGAGGAGGUGGAUUGAAGGUGAUCAGGAAAAGGAGCAGAGUGAAGAGGAGGGGAAGGUUCCACCCUGUGAGUUGCUGUGAUCUGGGACUAACUGCCCGAGAGGCCGAUGGGGGCCAGAUUCAGUGGGAAUGGUUAGAAGUUUGGUGAAAUUUUCAGGGCUGUGGAAGAGAGAA
Molecule: messenger RNA, 1927 nt
Organism: Pristis pectinata (smalltooth sawfish)
Lineage: Eukaryota; Metazoa; Chordata; Chondrichthyes; Rhinopristiformes; Pristidae
Gene: tmbim1a
Product: transmembrane BAX inhibitor motif containing 1a
Biological process (GO): negative regulation of apoptotic signaling pathway
Cellular component (GO): endoplasmic reticulum; Golgi apparatus; membrane
Source: RefSeq, a predicted model, not a curated record